AUGAAAACGAACGUGUGCGGAGAAUCGACUGGCCUGAAGUUAAGUGGGCUGUUGUCUGUGUUGUAUACUGACGGGGGCGACCAAACGAGCGUUCAGGGGUGCACUGCAAAGGUGGCUGUGAUUGGCGGUAUUGGGAGCAGCCUAGAGGUUCUGGUCAUGGCGGACCCGAAGGACCUUGCAAAAUCGCGUUCCAAGUUCGACCUGGCGCACGACAGCGUGCGACUGCUGGUGCUGCCGCCCAAAGGCCUGGACGAGUGUCUGGGUGAUGUUUUCAUGCCUGAGCGUGAACAGAAGGACAACAAGAAGAGCUAUAGCGAGCUGGACGAGCGGGCGGCGCUGAUCGAGACGCGGGCGGCUGACUACUACCGCGCUGUGGACUCCUUUGCAACCAGCAUUUGGCACGGCUUGGUGGCCCCCGAGAAUCCACUGGACGCGUUGGACAAGUGUGUCGCCGACCAAAUUUAUGAAGACAUUAUGCCGAGGACUAUGGCACGGGCACAAGCCGUAGAAACUGCUCCACGACCGUUUGUCAAAGAGUGGCGGUCGGUCACUGACGCCGACUGCGACCUGCUACGGAAGCAGUAUUUCGGUCACCCCCGAGAUUCGAAAAUGCACGAGGCAGAAUACCACGAGUUACAAAAAUUAACAAUACGAGCCAUGGCUCCCGAUGCUAGCCCCAGGUCCCGCGUGAUCGGUCAGAGACUGCUGGAAUGGGCCUUCGUGGCUAUUACAGUCGCGGCCAUUCAAUGGUUUGUCACCGACAGUUUCUGGGACGACGUAAAGGGUUGUUCCGUGGUUACCGACGGCACGGCUGUGGGCAAUGACCCGGCUGUGGGCAAUGACCCGGCUGGCAAAUCCGCAACGGCGCAACAACUGCAGCAAGCUCUAUCGACCGAGGCUCCAGACUUCUGGCAGAGGAUGAUGAACAGAUUCAGCCGAGUGGCGAGUAGUGCCAUACGGAAGCAGGAUACACCCACGGCGAGCCAUGUGGGAGAUUUGCCUGUGGGUGAACUGGUCAGCUUUUCUUUAUUGAAUAAGACGGGUGUAUUCGUCGAUAGCAAGACAAAAACUGACUUGCAGUGGUACCGUGCGUCAUUUGACAAGUGCACGGACAUGUUCUACGAACCGGAGCCGACGGACGUUAUGAUUCCGACUCGACGACUUAAGCCCUCGGACCAUGACCUUUGCGGUCAAAGGAAUAACGGCACCUUGAUGUGUCGCAACUUGAGAGUUCGUAAUCCCCAGUGUUUCAACUUCGUGUCCGGCGAGGCGAAUAGUCCACGCGGUCUCAAUUUCUUGUGGGACGUGAUUGAUAGAAUCUUUCAUUUUACAGGUAAGGAAGAAUGCGUCAUCCGUUGCGACAAUGCUGACCGAAUGAAAUACAAGUUGCUCAAGGCUGCAAAACAGGCCCUGUCCGAGAUCCCGACAACCACGGCAGCACCAGCGACCACGUUGUCUCCGUUUGAUGAGCUACCUGUGGGUCAGUUGGUGGACUAUGCUUUAUUGAAUAGAACGGGGGUAUUUGUGGACCCCAUUUUGAGUAUCGAUCUGCAGAAUUACCGCGCCCCUUUUGACAAGUGCGAGAACAUAGAGUCAAAGCCGGAGGUAACGGACGUCAUGGUCGAUGCCGGACUAUUUAACGCGAUGUCUGAGCACAAGAUAUGUGGCAGGAACAAUACUGGUACCCUAAUGUGCCGCGACUUGAGGGUGCGCAACCCGCAGUGUUUCGAGUUCGUAUCUGGGUUGGAAACUCACCCGAAGGGUCUUCUUACCUUAUGGAGCACGCUUGAUAGAAUCUUUCGUUUAACAGGCGACGAAAAAUGUCUUAUUCGUUGCGAUAAUAUCCACACGCUUAACAUGCAACGAUUAAUUGAUACUGCCGAAAGACGGGCCAAACUUACCCGUAGUCGUGCCAGACAUCGCUACCGAAGCAAGCGAGGAUUAAACCAAGAGUUCCAGCCAGCAGACACCAAUUUGACUCAGACUACCAAUUUGACUCAGACUACCAAUUUGACUCAGACUACCAAUUUGACUACCAAUUUGACUCAGACCACCAACUCGCCGAUCGACGCACGUGAGAUAGUUGACGAGUUGAUAACGGAGGGUAUCAAGGAGAUAGUGGAGACCAUUAAUGAAGAAUUGAGCACGAUUACUUCGGAGGCAGUUACGAUGGAGGAGACGACUACAGUCAGUGGUGCUCUACCUGUUGGCGAGUACGUAGACUUUGCUAGAUUAAAUAGGAAGGGUUUGUUCGUGGAUCCCCAGACGGGAGAUGACUUACAAAAUUACCGAGCAUCUCGUAGCAAGUGCGUGGACAUGGAUUCGUACCCCGAACCUACAGAUAUCGUUAUCAGCGGCCCGGAACUCGACACAUGGCGUUUCAAUAAUAUCUGUGACACGGACGGUGCCACAUUGAUGUGUCGCGACCUUCAAGUUCGCAACGCUCAAUGUUUCGAAUUCGCCCCCGGUGACGACAAAAAUCGGCCUCGUCUACAGCCUUUGUUGGGAAUGAUUAAUCGAAUCUUUAAUCUCACUGGCAAUGAAGAGUGUGUGGUUCGCUGUGACCAACCGGAAACAAACAUGGAGAGCCUACUUUUUAGGGCCGCCCCUCGCGUCGGCCAGCUCUACGACCGUUCGGGUCUCGGUGAUGCUCAUACCUUGGAAGGGCGCCAACGCUUCGAGAGUGCAAUAAAACACAGCUUCUCGUCCAUCACCGACAAGAAACAACUUAAGCGCCUCUGGUUCGAAACUCCUUGCGGAACGGGUACUUGGAAGACGCAGGAUAAAUACCCCGAUUGCGUGUGUCCAAAACUGAGUGUUACUUGCGAACUGCAAGAUGCUGAAGGCGAGAGACUCGAUGCUAGCUUCGACAUCAAAUACGACGACUCCUCUAGGAUGGAGCGAGGACGAGAAUUCACAGAGCAAAUUAAGCCGAUACUUGACUCUCCAGGUAUGGACAUCAAACGCUGCCUCUACCAGUGUCUCACUCAGGUCCUUUUUGAUUGA
Messenger RNA from Gregarina niphandrodes, 3006 nucleotides. RefSeq lists its product as hypothetical. The record is from RefSeq and is a predicted model, not a curated record. The transcript has a single exon. NCBI's taxonomy places the organism in Eukaryota, Apicomplexa, Conoidasida, Eugregarinorida, Gregarinidae. The coding region runs from base 1 to 3006 and encodes 1001 amino acids.